Molecule: messenger RNA, 189 nt
Organism: Racocetra persica
Lineage: Eukaryota; Fungi; Glomeromycota; Glomeromycetes; Diversisporales; Gigasporaceae
Source: the annotation of a GenBank genome assembly
AUGAUAGAUAGGAAACAUAAUCUGAGGAAAAUAGAAAAUAUAAUUUAUACAACCAAAAGUGAUCACAAGAUAGUCAUCCUCAAAAUAGAAUCGGAUAUAGAUUUAAGAAAAAAAAACAAGACAAAAACAAAGAAAAUAGGAAUAAAACAACUAAAUCUUAAACUAGAAAUAACUACUACAGAGGACUAA